AUUGGCCGGGGAGCAAGGAAGCCUGCAUUCGCUACCUCUGUUGUCUCCAUUCUGUUGAUAAAUAGAGCACUUCAGUCUCCAGGGCUGUUCAAUUUGUCCCUUUUCACCAGCAUUGCAUUAACCUCAGAAGAAGGAGCCUGUAGUGUCUGGCAGCUGUUUCUCUGUGUUAUGUGAAGUGAGUUUUCUGUUGUCAGAUGAGUGUUUCCCUAGGUCAGACCGCUCUCCAUAUUGCCAUCGAGAGGAGGAAUAUGUACUUGGUGAAGCUCUUGGUCCAAAAUGGAGCAGACGUUCAUGCGAGAGCCCACGGGGAGUUCUUCAGAAAAAUCAAAGGGAAACCUGGCUUUUAUUUUGGUGAACUGCCUCUUUCCCUGGCUGCCUGCACCAACCAGCUAGGCAUCGUGAAAUUCCUCCUCGAGAAUCGGUAUCAUCCAGCCAAUAUAGCUGGCCAGGACUCUAUGGGCAAUACAGUUCUGCACGCCCUUGUGGAGAUUGCAGAUAACACCAAAGAUAACACCAAGUUUGUAACAAAGGUGUAUAACAACAUUUUGAUCCUUGGUGCCAAAAUUAAUCCGAUGCUGAAGCUGGAAGAGAUCACUAACAAGAAAGGACUGACUCCUUUAACCCUGGCUGCAAAGAAAGGGAAGAUAGGGAUUUUCGCCUAUAUCCUUAGACGAGAGAUCAAAGAGCCUGAGUGUAGGCAUCUGUCUAGGAAGUUCACCGAAUGGGCCUAUGGACCCGUCCACUCAUCUCUUUAUGACCUGUCCUCCAUAGACACGUGUGAGAAAAACUCAGUGCUUGAGAUCAUUGCGUAUAGCAGCAAAACACCAAAUCGCCAUGAGAUGCUGCUGGUAGAGCCCCUGAACAGGCUGCUGCAGGACAAGUGGGACCGAUUCGUCAAACGCCUAUUUUACUUCAAUUUCUUUGUUUAUGCUAUGCACAUUAUCAUACUCACCAUGGCCGCCUACUUCAGACCUGUGGAGAAACAUGGAAAGCCUCCCUUCAAAUUUGAAUACACCACCGAGGAGUGUUUUCGUGUCAUUGGAGAGAUCCUGAGUGUGCUGGGAGGUCUCUAUUUCUUUUUCAGAGGGAUACAAUAUUUCGUGCAGAGGCGGCCCUCAUUGAAGACUCUGCUAGCUGACAGUUACAGUGAGGUUCUUUUCUUUGUUCACUCGCUGUUCCUGUUGAGUUCAGUGGUGCUGUACUUCUGUGGCCAGGAACUCUAUGUGGCAUCCAUGGUGUUCUCCUUGGCACUGGGAUGGGCUAACAUGCUGUACUACACCCGAGGCUUCCAGCAGAUGGGGAUUUACUCUGUCAUGAUUGAGAAGAUGAUCCUGAGGGAUUUAUGUCGCUUCAUGUUUGUCUACCUAGUAUUUCUCUUGGGAUUUUCUACAGCUGUGGUGACUCUGAUUGAAGAUGACUAUGAGGGACAUGAAAAUGACAGCUGUCUCUGCACCCGAUCAGGCCAGCUGAAGUGUGGCCGCACAUCAUACAACAGUCUGUAUUACACCUGCCUGGAGCUGUUUAAGUUCACCAUUGGCAUGGGAGAUCUAGAGUUUACUGAGAACUACAGGUUUAAGUCUGUCUUUGUCAUCCUGUUGGUCCUCUACGUCAUCCUUACCUACAUUCUCCUGCUCAACAUGCUGAUUGCGCUGAUGGGGGAAACUGUGAACAAGAUCGCACAAGAGAGUAAGAGCAUCUGGAAACUCCAGAGAGCCAUCACCAUCUUGAAUAUCGAAAACAGCUACCUGAACUGCAUGAUAAGCUCAUUCCGAUCCGGGAAGCGAGUCUUAGUGGGAACCACACCUGAUGACAAGGACGAUUACAGAUGGUGUUUCAGAGUCGAUGAGGUGAACUGGUCCACAUGGAACACUAAUCUGGGUAUAAUCAACGAGGAGCCUGGAUACAGCAUGGGCUUGAAGCGAAACUCAAGUUUUUCUUUUAAGUCUAGCAGAGUUUCAGGGAAAAACUGGAAGACCUUGGUUCCACUUUUGAGAGAUGGGAGCAGGCGAGAAGAGGCACAGAAACAGCCAGAAGAAGCCAAGUUAAAACCCAUUUUGGAACAUGAUUAUGAGCCUGACGACUCUGGGGCAAGGAAGUCUGUUUAGUUUUUUUUGUUUGUUGAAUAUAAUUGUUCUUAAGAAGAAGGUUAAUUAUAAUUGUUUUUAAGUGUAUUGUCUGUGUUCACAGACAAUGGACUUGGAGCUCUUUAUGAGAACAGAGCAUUAUGGCAAAAGGGCUGAGGAAGUUACUGUAUGUAAUGAUUCAUUAAAUAUGCUAAGUAAACAGCUUGUUAGUUAAGACCAUGUUUCCAUAAAUUGGCCAUUAUGCCUCCAUUACUGGUUAGAUAUCUACCUCCAAUCAACCACACUAGAAGGCUCUCUCUUGAGCU
Mauremys reevesii (Reeves's turtle) is the source of this 2389-nucleotide messenger RNA. It is a transcript of the gene TRPV1, whose product is annotated as transient receptor potential cation channel subfamily V member 1. Gene Ontology annotation, molecular function: protein binding; calcium channel activity. The coding region runs from base 195 to 2105 and encodes 636 amino acids. Gene Ontology annotation, biological process: calcium ion import across plasma membrane. NCBI's taxonomy places the organism in Eukaryota, Metazoa, Chordata, Testudines, Geoemydidae. Gene Ontology annotation, cellular component: membrane. The transcript is spliced from 12 exons. The record is from RefSeq and is a predicted model, not a curated record.